GAAAAAGUUAAGUAACAAAGAAAGUGGCAUUCAAAAAUGAACGGUGUGCCAAACUUCCACCAUUGUUACACCUUCGUCUUACUCUUCUUCGUCUUAGUACUACUGUUCCCAGCUUUAUCUGUCUCUACAAACACUUUGUCGGCAAAAGAAUCUCUGACAAUCUCAAGCCACAAUACUAUUGUAUCUCCUUCUCAUAUCUUCGAACUCGGUUUCUUCAAGCUCCCGUCAAAUUCUGGAUGGUAUAUCGGCAUUUGGUACAAGGUAAUCUCAAAGAGAACCUACGUAUGGGUUGCAAACAGAGACAGCCCUCUCUCAAGUCCCAUGGGAACUCUCAAAAUCUCCGAUAAUAAUCUUGUCAUUUUCGACAUAUCCAAUACUACUACACCUGUCUCUGUUUGGUCGACGAAUCUGACCAGAGGAGAUGUUAAAUCUCCGGUUAUUGCAGAGCUUCUCGAUAACGGUAACUUGGUACUAAGAGACUCCAACAACAACAACAACAACAACAACAACCCAGAUGGAAUCUUGUGGCAGAGUUUCGAUUUUCCGACAGAUACUUUACUCCCCGAGAUGAAACUAGGUUGGGAUCGUAAAACAGGAUUCAACAGACUACUUAGAUCUUGGAGAAGUCCAGAUGAUCCAUCAAGUGGCGAUUACUCGUUUAAAAUGGAAACCAAAGGGUUCCCUCAGAUUUUUCUAUGGAAGAGCGACUCGAGGCGGGUGUAUCGAAGCCGUCCAUGGAACGGAGUCCGGUUUAGUGACGCACCGGAGAUGCAACCAUUUAACGACUUGGUUCUUAAUUUCAUAGUGAGUAACGAAGAGGUGACUUACUCAUUCCAAAUCACCAAAAACAACAUUUACUCGAUAUUUACCUUAAGCAGCAAGGGGUUAUUAGAACGAUUUACUUGGAAUGAGACAGAACAUAACUGGCACCAGUUUUGGCACGCACCAAAAGACCAAUGCGAUCAGUACAAAGUGUGUGGGAGUUACAGUUAUUGCGACUCGAAUAAAUCACCGGUUUGUCAAUGUAUCAAAGGGUUUGAGCCAGAACCAAUGUAUCCGGUGGUAUGGGGGUUAGGAAACAGGUCGGGUGGGUGCGCGAGGCAGACGCAGCUGAGCUGCGACGGACGAGAUGGGUUUGUGCAGUUGAAGAAUAUAAAAUUGCCGGAUUCAAUGGAGGCCAGUGUGGACAGAAGGAUUGGAGUUAAGGAAUGUGAAGACAGAUGCCUUAAAGAUUGUACUUGUACGGCGUUUGCCAAUAGGGACAUCCAUCGUGGUGGGUGGGGUUGCAUGAUUUGGACCGGUGAGCUUGUGGAUAUCCGGAGUUACACCAAGACAACAAGUCAGGAUCUUUACGUGAGAGUCGUCAGACAGGCAGCUGCUGAUCAAGAUGACAAGAGUAAGAAGAGUGCAAAAGUUAUAGGUUCGAGUAUUGGAGUCAGCGUUUUGCUUGUUUUAAGUUUCAUUAUCUAUGGCUUUCGUAAAUGGAAGCAGAAGCGACCAUCUAUCUUGAUUGUUUUUGGUGUAUCUGAUCAAGCGGGAAGCCAAGAUUUGCCGAUGAAGGAAGCUGUACUAUCAAGUAUGGGACACAUAUCUAGAGAAAAUAAAACAGAGGACCUCGAAUUGCCGUUGAUGGAGUUUGAUGCUGUUGCCAUUGCCACUGACAAUUUUUCUGAUGCCAACAAGCUCGGUCAAGGUGGUUUCGGUAUAGUUUACAAGGGCAGGUUACUUGAGGGCAAAGAAAUUGCAGUGAAGAGACUGUCAAAAACGUCAGUUCAAGGGAACGAUGAGUUCAUGAACGAGGUGAAACUGAUUGCAAGGCUUCAGCACGUAAACCUUGUUCGUCUUCUUGGAUGUUGCGUUGAUAAGGAUGAGAAGAUGUUGAUCUAUGAGUACUUGGAGAAUCUAAGCUUUGAUUCUCAUCUCUUUGACAAAACCAGGCGCUCUAACUUAGACUGGAAAAAGAGAUUUGACAUUGUUAAUGGUAUUGCUAGAGGACUUCUCUAUCUUCAUCAAGAUUCACGGUUAAGGGUUAUCCAUAGAGACUUGAAAGCAAGUAACGUCUUGCUUGAUAAAGAUAUGACUCCAAAAAUCUCAGAUUUUGGGAUGGCCAGGAUCUUUGGACGGGAUGAGACAGAAGCUAACACGAGGAAGGUGGUCGGAACUUAUGGCUACAUGUCUCCAGAAUAUGCAAUGUACGGGAAGUUCUCAAUGAAGUCAGAUGUUUUCAGCUUUGGGGUCUUACUUCUUGAGAUUAUAAGUGGCAAGAGGAACAAUUCAUUCUACGACUCGGAUCGUGACCUUAAUCUUCUCAGUUUUGUGUGGAGAUAUUGGAAGGAAGGAAAAGGCCUAGAGAUCGUAGAUCCGGUAAUUGUAGAUUGGUCAUCAUCAACUUUCCGGCCGCAUGAAAUCUUAAGAUGCAUACAAAUCGGUCUCUUGUGUGUUCAAGAACGUGCGGACGACAGACCAAUGAUGUCGUCGGUUGUUUUGAUGUUUGGAAGCGAAACAACGGCUAUUCCUCAGCCUAAAACCCCUGGUUUUUGCGCAGGGAAAAGUCCCUCUGAUAGUAAACAGCGUGAAUAUAGAUCCUGGACAGUGAACCAAAUCACUCUCUCGAUCCUUGAUGCUCGGUAAUUUCAAAGUUUUCUAGCCGAUCUGUUAACACGCAAGUCUCUGUUAAGUCCCAGUGGCUAAGUUACAACUUCAACUAUUGUAUCAUUAUCACUGCCAAUGCUUUUGGUAUGAACGUUCACGUAAAGCACAAAAAAAAGAAUAAAAGCUUAUUCUAGUCUUAAUAUCUUUUAGAGAUUAAGAUUAAUAUUUU
Messenger RNA from Brassica rapa (field mustard), 2821 nucleotides. RefSeq names its product receptor-like serine/threonine-protein kinase SD1-8. Gene Ontology annotation, biological process: recognition of pollen; protein phosphorylation. Gene Ontology annotation, cellular component: plasma membrane. Lineage: Eukaryota; Viridiplantae; Streptophyta; Magnoliopsida; Brassicales; Brassicaceae. The record is from RefSeq and is a predicted model, not a curated record. Gene Ontology annotation, molecular function: protein serine/threonine kinase activity; ATP binding.